Molecule: messenger RNA, 1467 nt
Organism: Elaeis guineensis (African oil palm)
Lineage: Eukaryota; Viridiplantae; Streptophyta; Magnoliopsida; Arecales; Arecaceae
Source: RefSeq, a predicted model, not a curated record
UCUAUCGAACCGGGCCGAUCCGCUCCUUUCUUGGGAGAUUUCCAACGGAGAGCCGAGGGAGCGGUCGUGGCUGCCGCUGCUGCUCGAGGAUCUUUCUAUUUUCCUCCGGCUACGACCUGUUAAUCGCAUCAUUCCGAAGAGAGAUAUAGAGGUAGAGAGAAGAGCGUGAUGGGAGAUGGCGAUGACGAUCCGCAGAGGAUAAAGAAGAUUGCGGCGGCGGCGUACGACUACGAGAGCGAUUCCCGAUGGGCGGAGUACUGGUCGAAUAUCCUCAUCCCUUCCCACAUGGCCUCUCGAUCCGACGUCGUCGACCACUUCAAGCGCAAGUUUUACCAGCGCUUCAUUGACCCUGAUUUUGUGGUUGAGGCAAUGUCCUCAACUAGUGCCACCUCUCAGUCAGCUAGACCAUCAGUGAGAUCUUCAUCAUCUUCAGCUACAGAAAAUGCAAGGCCUCAUAGCUCAGGAUCUGGUACAACAACAUCUGCACCACCAGGGAGGAAUGCAAAUUCCUUGCAGCUGGAUCGACGGUCCAUACAUUUUUCUAUCAAUGCUUGGGUUUUAGUUGUUGCUGUGCUUGGGAUCCUUCCAAUUGUGCCAAGGCUUCUUUCAAACAAGGCAUAUCGAUUGUCCUUGCUGGGCACCACAUGCUCCUCAUUUUAUUCUUUGUACAUUCUCUAUGGGAAACCAAGGGCAUGGAAUCUACCUGCCAUUCAAGCAUGGUUUCAAACUGUGAUAGCAACCAAAGAUUUCAUCCAUUUAAUAUACUGCCUCCUGUUUCUAACAUCUCAACUACAUUUCAACCUUGCUUUGAUACCUGUCCUUUGCUGGGCGCUUGAACAUGUUGCCAAAUUCCUUAGGCGUAACUUGGCACACUCCUCUUUGUACAGGAAAUACUUGGAGGAACCUUGUUUGUGGGUGGAGACUAACGCUACCACACUUGGCAUUCUGAGUUCAAAUGCUGAGAUUUCACUGGGCUUUCUUUUGAUCAUAUCGCUGUUCUCGUGGCAGCGCAGCAUAAUUCAGGCAUUCAUGUACUGGCAGCUACUUAAACUCAUGUACCAUGCUCCUGGAACUGCUGGUUAUCACCGAAGUGUGUGGUCCGGCAUUGGUCGGUCUGUCAACCCUUACAUCUACCGGUACACCCCAUUCUUGAAUACCCCCAUAUCGGCUGUCCAGAGAUGGUGGUUCAGGUAGAAGAGAGACUGGAUGAAAAGGAAUGAGAAGAAAUCUGAAGAUUACCAUCUUUGCUGUCUGAAAAAGAAUCUUCUCAUGGGAAAAGGUAGCCCAGUUUCAGGCAAAGCAAAACCUUUCACAAAUUGUAACUUGGAUUGCCCUUUCAUGCACACGAUUUUUUGUAAACCUGAGUUUUGUAUCAAUAACGAAUUGAAAUUGUGGCUGCAGCACCAUGCUAGUUUUUAGCAACUCUACUAAAUCUAAUUUUGGCUGUGCGCCGAAUCAUUGUCUUCA